AUGGCGCAUCGCGGAGAAACGCUGCAUAAAGAUGUCAGCUGCAUUGCGGAUCUCAAGGCUCGUGGGAGUGAGAAGCUCCCUGUUAUGGUGAGAGAUUACUACAACAAGGGUGCCAUGGACCUUAUCACAUUACGAGAGAACGAAGACGCAUUCGACCGCUACAAGAUUCGACCUCGGAUUCUAGUCAACGUGGACAACAUUGACACUAGCACGGAGAUACUGGGGGCUAAGGUCUCUCUUCCACUUGGAUUCAGUCCCACUGCAUCGCAGAAACUCGCUCAUUCCGACGGCGAGCUUGCGACGUCACGCGCUGCAGCGAAAUUUGGCAUCUGCAUGGGUCUGUCCUCAUACUCGAAUCAUAGUCUUGAGGAUGUUGCUAGCCAAGGGUCCGGGAAUCCCUAUGUUAUGCAGAUGUGUGUCUUGCGGGAUCGAUCCAUCACGGUGCAGUUGUUGGAACGGGCUGAAAAGGCUGGGUAUAAGGCGUUAUUUCUCUCGGUCGACGUUCCGGUUCUCGGGAAACGAUUGAACGAGUAUCAAAACAAUUACCAGCUGCCAGCUGAUAUGUCCUGGCCAAAUAUCCUCAGCCAUGGCAGUGAUACGUCCGACCAUACAGACUAUGAUCCGAGUCUUGACUGGGCCACUGCUAUCCCUUGGCUUCGGGAACACACGAAACUUCCAAUCUGGUUGAAAGGAGUGUACUCUCCCGAGGACGUCGAACUCGCAAUCCAGCACAAGCUCGAUGGAAUUGUUAUUUCCAACCACGGUGGUCGCCAAUUGGACGGGGUUCCGGCAACGCUCGACGCGCUGAGGGAUUGUGCGCCAGUGGCGAAUGGCCGGAUUCCUAUUGCUCUUGACGGCGGUAUCCGACGGGGAUCGGACAUCUUCAAGGCCCUGGCACUUGGAGCGGACUUUUGCUUUGUCGGACGGAUACCCAUCUGGGGGCUUGCUUAUGGCGGACAAGAAGGCGUUGAGCUCGCGAUUCGGAUUUUACGCCAGGAAUUGAAAAUCACCAUGGCGCUGGCAGGGUGUCGAUCAAUCUCCGAAAUCCGGAAAAGCUAUCUAUCGGUCCUACAACCCAACGGAGUCCUAUCCAAGCUGUAA
This is a messenger RNA of Aspergillus steynii IBT 23096, 1101 nucleotides long. Its product is annotated as alpha-hydroxy acid oxidase. The record is from RefSeq and is a predicted model, not a curated record. Gene Ontology annotation, molecular function: FMN binding; oxidoreductase activity. The transcript is spliced from 9 exons. NCBI's taxonomy places the organism in Eukaryota, Fungi, Ascomycota, Eurotiomycetes, Eurotiales, Aspergillaceae. Bases 1 to 1101 code for a protein of 366 amino acids.